This is a messenger RNA of Ostrea edulis (European flat oyster), 2617 nucleotides long. RefSeq names its product multiple epidermal growth factor-like domains protein 10. Gene Ontology annotation, molecular function: scavenger receptor activity. The record is from RefSeq and is a predicted model, not a curated record. NCBI's taxonomy places the organism in Eukaryota, Metazoa, Mollusca, Bivalvia, Ostreida, Ostreidae. The transcript has 6 exons. Bases 776 to 1480 code for a protein of 234 amino acids.
UAUGCACUUGCCGUGCAUCAUUCCUGACUGGUCUCAACUGAUAUGGUUGAAUCACAAAAUCGGACAGUUCGUCAGAAAACAGAAAUUAAUCCAUAUCCAUUAAAUACAGUGAUAUAUUUCGUUGAACAAAACGGUAGGCCUACACUAUUUUCAUUGCGUGGUUUACAUCGAUGGGUCGUUGUGACGUCACAAACACCCAUAAUCAAGAACGAUAAGCGGGUAACAAAUUCAUUCUAUGUACAAGUUUACAGCUUUUUUUCUCAUCAAUCCAAAGACAAUAUUUUUUAUUAAACGCUAUUUGAUUUUCAUUCAUACCCAUCUUUAUGUUUUUAAAGUAAAAUACCACUGUUAGAAAUCGUUUCAUAUGACUUUACAUGGGCUUCAAUAAUCCCGUUUAAAGUGAGCAUUUCGUAAAAUGAAUGGUUCUUAAAAUGAUCUAAUUUGUAAAUACAACCUGGUUUUAGCUUAAAAGAUGUCUGACGUGUUUCACAUCAAUUUCUGAGCGAUUAUUUGCUUCUUUUGACUACGGAUUGCUACUUUACAUCUUCAAGAUGGAGGCCUCACUGCAGGUUUUGAAUUUAUUAAACUGCUGCAAAGAUUGAGGCGGAAAUAUUCAAUUGACCCUAGUGAAGACCCUUGACAAUUCAGGAAGUGUGUGUAUGGCAUAUCAAUAAAAUUACAUUUUAGCGAUCAUAUUGAUGCUGUAUACAUAGGAAUUAGAUUUUUUAAAGACAGAACACCAUCAACAUAUAUCAAUGGAUAAAAUCAAUACUAUAUGAUAGCAAUGGAAUUUAAUUUCUGUUCAUGUCUCUUUUUGUGGUUUUUGUCUCCUUAUACCACGUCUUCUGCCUCCCAAUUAUGUGAAGGUCCUGACGGGGACGUAUGCUGUAGUGGAUAUAUAUGGAAUGAAACACAAAAUACCUGUACACCUUGCACGGAUGGAUUUCAUGGUAGGAACUGUACUAUGCCUUGUCCAAAACAACACUUUGGCUGGAAUUGUCUACUAAAAUGCAUGUGCAGCAGUGAAAACUGUCACCAUGUUUAUGGGUGCAAGAGAACUCCAUCAGAAUGUGCAACUGGAAAGUAUGGCGAAUAUUGUGAGUUAUCCUGUCGUUACCCAAACUAUGGGAAUGGAUGUCAGUUGUUCUGUCUUUGUGAUCAAGUCUUAUGUGAUCCUUCUAGUGGAUGUCCAGAAGAUUAUUCAUCAUUGCACAGCAUUGAAAUAUCAACCGCACCUGUAUCUGCUUCAAGUACAAUUUAUACCGAGGUUACAACAGAGGCUGCACCGAAAUCUACCAACAUCCCCAAUACGGACAAAAUAUGUGCCGAGGAGAGGGGAAAUGUAAAUGAAAGCAAUUCUACAUCUUUAAUUGCUGGUAUUAUCAGUCUCCUGAUCCUUGCAGGAAUUUUGCUGACCCUGUAUGCAAUGGCGUAUUUUCAUAAAAGUCGCAUGUAUAGUUCAAGUAGAUACAGCGAUUAAAAGCACACUUUGAAAUUAUGAAAAUUACGACCCCUGCGUUCAAUCAAUAUAUGACUGCAUGAACUAUUUUUUUUCUUUACAUAUAUCUAACAAAAGUAACAAUGCAAUACACGACUCAGGUUUUGCAUUAUUCGGUAUUAUCUAUACCGAUCAAAAACAAAGAAUCACACAUUGAAGAGACGUUAUUUGUCGAAAUGCGCAUCUGGUGCAUCAAAAAUUGGUACCUUAUAAGUUUUACAUUAUGACCCCAAGGGACUUUGCAGCCCAGUAGCUAAGUACUUCGUUACUAGCUUGGAAAUAUGGAUGUAUAUUUAAUUGCUGUUAUAAAAUUUAGAAAUGCAUUUCAAAAUUAAGGAUUAUCUCCCUCACGCAUAGCUCUUAUCCUUAGACAAAUUUGACUCCACUUUUUUGGCACACUGUUUUUCCCUAUAGUAGCUCUAAAACUUCAUUGUUAUUUAGGAUUUCAAACAUUUCGAUUGAGCAUCACUGAAGAGACAUUAUUUGUCGAAAUGUGCAUCUGGUGCACAAACAUUGGUACCGUAUAAGUUUUACAUUGAUAGAUUCCUUGAUCUUAGCAUUCAUACGAAGUUGAAGUUAACAGUUUAGCGGUUUAUAUCAAUGUUUCUCUCUACCACUAAGCUGGACUGAAAAUGGUAUCGGGAUUGUGACUUAAAUAAGAAACUAGAAGCUUCACUAUCCACACGUCAGUAAACAGAGUGAAAAAGAAAUAAAAAGGUCUUCCUAUACGACUUUUAUGCUAUUUUUCUGGUCACCUGUUGUCAGUGAUUAUUUACAGAAGAAAUCUAAAUUCUCCUGUUCUUUCAGGACUUAUCUACUGAUCCUAUCCUCCAAUAUUUUAAUAAUUAUGUCUAUGGAGUGUGCAGUACGUUUGGUUAACACGAUGGAGAUUUUUACAUUUAUGUAGCAAACAGCCGCUGAAGUCAAAGUGAACGUCUCAGAAAAUAUGUUCUAAUCUUCAGUAACAUAUUCCUAGGCGUGAUUACAGUCAUUCAAUUUACAGUUUAUAUACAUAUUUGUCUAUUCUGCUGUGCUGGAUUGAAAAUGGCAUCUCGAUUGCGAUAAACUAGUAACUUCAAUAUCUACAUGUCAUUUAACAGAGUGAAAAGGAAAUAAAGC